This is a messenger RNA of Mugil cephalus (flathead mullet), 6098 nucleotides long. It is a transcript of the gene slitrk4, whose product is annotated as SLIT and NTRK-like family, member 4. The record is from RefSeq and is a predicted model, not a curated record. Gene Ontology annotation, molecular function: protein binding. The transcript is spliced from 3 exons. The coding region runs from base 1202 to 3790 and encodes 862 amino acids. Gene Ontology annotation, cellular component: membrane; glutamatergic synapse. Lineage: Eukaryota; Metazoa; Chordata; Actinopteri; Mugiliformes; Mugilidae. Gene Ontology annotation, biological process: positive regulation of synapse assembly; axonogenesis; regulation of presynapse assembly.
UUGGCAGGAGGGUUGGACCAAGAGGAGAGGGACGGAGCGAGGAAGAAAAUCUCCGCCAAAACCUCAAUAAGCCAUAGUGUUUUAAGUUGUUGUGAUUUAGUCACGUGUCCAUCUGAAAGAUUUAUUGUAAUUGUUUGCUGGGAGAGACUGGACGUUCAGUAGGAGCCUUUUUCCCGUCAGGAAUUCUACUUAUUUUUUAUUAAACCUGUUGCUAGUUAGCUCCUUGUGCUAGCAGUAUCAGCUAGUUGCGCUUGGAAAACACUUCUUGCACCAAGCUGCUGAGAACCUCCCGGAUGCUUAUGAACGUGGACGGAGCCUGAGGACGACAGUGGUGGGACACUACUGAAGGAGGGUGUUGCCAAACUGUACCUGAAAGCAUCCUGCAACCAAGCAACCGAUGGAAAAUAAUCUACGGAUUCGCGUAACCUGAUGGGAAGCUUUUGGCCGCUCUCGCCCUCUGAAGCAUUAUCCCGGUGCGCAACUUCGCUCGAAACAAACCAGUAUUUAUUCACCGGAUCGCUAGGGGUUCCUGAGCCGAGCUGAAGCCAGGCGCGCAGCGGUGGUCAUCCCCUCGCCCUAAUUUUCUUCACUUCUUUGCCCCUCUUCAUUAUCCGGUUUCCCCUUAAAAAAAACUCCAAGAAUGACGGACUUAUUUCACCGCAUCGCCGUUCACCUUGCGCUUUUUUUCACACCUUGGAGUAGCCGGACGCGCCGCCAAGAUCUCUAAAAGCUGUCAGCCUCUCCCUUCCUCUCUCUCCUUUUCCCUGAGCCUAUCUGUCUCUAUCUCACCCGCAAGCAAAUGCAUUUUCUCCCAUGGAGGUAGUACAACCACCCUGGGGACCGAACGACCAGAGGGGUGAUUGUUCCAAGCAAGAGGAGCCCGUCAGCAAGAGACGCAUCGGGUGAAAUCGGACCCCCCUCCCCUCCUCCUCCUCUGUUUCUCCUUCUCCUCCGCUCCCCCCUCCAGUUUGCUUGGCUCGGGUUGAUCUACAUAAGCCUAGACUGGGAUGUAGGGACUGGAGAAACCUUGUUGCACCCCCGUAACUGUCUGCGAUCUACUUCAGCUGGGAGGACCGUUUGCGCACGUCUCCAUCCAUGUCUCACCAAUGCUGCCCCGCGUCUCCAGAGGGAGCUGCAUUAAUUACCUCCACAGCUUCGGGUUACUAAAUGGUUUUCUGGGGGAGGAUUUAUAACCGGCGAGAUGCUGCUCGUACUCCUGCUGGCAGCCUUUUCUUCCUCCUUCUCCGGCUCCCUCUCCUCCUCUCUCUCCUCCCCUUCCAUGUCGGACGGACCCCCGAUGGUGGACCCGUCCGCCUCGGACUUGAUGGCCGAGACCUGCAGCGCCUGCUCCUGCAUGUCAGUGGAAAACGUGCUGUACGUCAACUGUGAGAAGAUCACCGUCUAUCGACCCACACAGCUCAUCCCUCCGGCCUCCUCCCUGUAUCACAUGAACUUCCAGAACAACUUCUUAAUCAUACUCUACCCAAACUCGUUCCUCAACUUCACCCACGCUGUGUCACUGCAGCUGGGCAACAACAAACUGCAGAACAUCGAAGGUGGAGCAUUCAUGGGGAUGAGUGCGUUGAAGCAGCUGCACCUGAACAAUAAUGAGUUAAAGGUGCUGCGAGCAGACACUUUUCAAGGCAUAGAAAACCUGGAAUACCUACAGGCUGACUACAACUUGAUAAAAUACAUUGAAAAGGGAGCAUUCAACAAACUGCACAAACUAAAAGUGCUUAUCCUCAAUGAUAAUCUGAUACAGGCACUUCCUGAUAACAUAUUUCGCUUUGCCUCACUCACACACCUGGAUAUAAGGGGGAACAGGAUCCAGAAACUUCCUUAUUUGGGGGUUCUGGAGCACAUCGGGCGCAUUGUAGAGCUGCAGCUGGACGACAACCCCUGGAAUUGUACCUGUGAUUUAGCGCCUCUCAAGGCAUGGCUUGAAAACAUGCCUUAUAACAUUUUUAUCGGCGAGGCCAUAUGUGAAACCCCAAGUGACCUGUAUGGGAGGCUCCUGAAAGAAACCAACAAACAGGAGCUGUGUCCCAUGGGGACAGGAAGUGACUUCGAUGUUAGGAUGCCGCCUGCACCACCUGAGAAUGGGCAGUUUCCCUCCAAAAUGUCCCCGACCACCAUGGCUCCCCUAGCCACAAAAGCGCCAAAAACUACUGACUCAUCAAAGAUUUAUGGCAAUGGUAUUGUGGCUGGUUUACCCCCUUUUGGAAGAAAUAGCCAGAUUGUUUCCUUUCAGACACGGACCCCUCCAUUAUUGUGUCCACAGCCCUGCAGCUGUAAAGCGCACCCCUCUGAUUUUGGCAUCAGCGUCAGCUGUCAAGAGAGGAAUAUUAAAAACCUUGCUGAUCUCAUUCCUAAACCCCCAAACGCCAAGAAGCUUCACCUGAGUGGGAAUUAUAUCCGUGAUAUCAGCCCGAGCGAUUUCCAAGGGUUCGAGGGCUUAGAUUUACUACAUCUUGGCAGCAAUCAAAUUGUCUCUGUGCAGAAAAGCGUGUUUGCUAACCUCACUAAUCUGAGGAGACUGUACCUGAAUGGAAACCAGCUUGAACAGUUACACCCAGAGAUGUUUUUGGGCCUGACAAACCUACAGUACCUAUAUUUGGAAUACAAUGCCAUAAAGGAAAUCUUAGCGGGCACGUUUGACUCCAUGCCGAACCUACAACUCCUGUAUCUCAACAACAAUGUGCUGCGGAGUCUCCCUGCUUACGUCUUUGCAGGUGUCUCUUUAGCCAGACUGAAUCUGAAAAACAACCACUUCAUGACCCUGCCGGUGAGUGGUGUCUUGGACCAGCUGCGGUCGUUGACCCAGAUAGACCUGGAAGGGAACCCAUGGGAGUGUUCCUGCGAUCUGGUCGCCCUCAAACUCUGGCUACAGAAGCUGAAUGAUGGAGUGGCUGCCAAAGAGGUGAAAUGUUCCUCCCCUGUACAGUUCGCCAACAUUGAGCUCCGCCUCUUAAAAAAUGAGAUUCUGUGUCCUAGGAUGGCGAGACCACCGUUUAUUCUGACUAGCGCCACCCCUGUUUUGACAUCAGUGUCGCCUGCUGGAGUUGGCAAAGCACCACCCGGAGGGCCUGUGCCUCUCUCAAUUAUGAUCCUCAGCAUCCUCGUGGUGCUCAUCCUCACUGUGUUUGUGGCCUUCUGCCUUUUAGUCUUCGUCCUGAGGCGGAAUAAAAAACCAGUGGGCAGGCAGGAGGGGCUGGGGAAUCAGGAGUGUGGGUCCAUGUCGUUGCACCUUCGACGCCACAACCACAAGUCUGGCAAAAAAGGCUCCAUCCCAGGAGACGACUUGGGAGGCGAGACGUUCAUCCCGCAGACCAUCGAGCACAUUGGCAAGAGCCACACCUGUGGGAUCGGACGCUCCUCAGACAUGGACGCCGGCUUCAAGUUCGCAGACUCGCAGAGGCAGAAAAUCAUCCUCCGGAACAGCGCCGACAAGGAUAAAGACUCACUUUCCACCCUGGAGCGCAACAAACGCCUCAGCACCAUAGAUGAACUCGAGGAGUUCCUCCCCAACCGAGAGCCCAGCUUGUUCAUCCACAACUUCCUGGACAGCAAAAGAGAUUUCAACAGUAUAGGGAUGGGCGGGUACGAGAUCCGCUACCCGGAGAAAACGCUGGAUAAAAAGAUGAAGAAGUCAUCGCUGAUAGGCGGGAACCACAGUAAGAUCGUGGUGGAGCAGAGGAAAAGUGAGUAUUACGAGCUAAAAGCAAAGCUCCAAGGAACGCCUGAUUACCUGCAGGUGCUCGAGGAGCAGACUGCACUGAGUAAAAUGUAGGGAUUGUUUUGUUUGAUUUUGUGCAUUGAUUAUACAUGCAUAGACAAGGAAGUCAGACACAUGUACAGGCAGACAGACAGCCAAACACAUCUGCCUUCCCCUGGCUCUUUGUUCUCCUCAAGCCUCACGCACAUCAUUCAAUCCUCUCCUGCCCUGUCCCCAUCUCUCUCUCUCUCUCUCUCUCUCUCUUUCUCUUUCCCUCCCUCCCUCCAUGCCUCUCUUCUCUCUCACUCUCACUCUCUUUCUCUAUGUCUGUCCCUCUCUGCAGCCACACACACACACACACACACACACACACACAAAGCAAAAAAGUGCCUUCUGGAAAUCCUUAAUGACCAAUGCAGAGAUGGACAAAAUGGCUCCACACUACAAAGCUAUUACUAGAAUCAGCGUGGAUGUAUUUCACAGUAAAAGACCUUUUUGGAUUAUCCACGCCACCACAUGUAUGAUUCCUGCAAACAUACAGGACACCCUUAAAAGCAACCAGACAGUCAUAGUAUUUUUUGCUGCUAUUGAAAUGGGUACUUAUCUCCUUAUUUUUUUGUUGUUCUUGUUGUUCCUUUUCUCCUCCUUUUGUUUUUUUUUUUCCAACCAAAUUCAAGGGUCUUGAAAACUGUGCUUGAGAAUAUACCUCGCCGUCUUCAGCCCCGGUUUAAAAAAAAAAAAAAAAGAGAAAAGAAAAAGGAGGGAGCGUUGGUUGUUGUUCUUUUGCUUUGGAAAAUAUCCAAAAUUGGUACUUCUGGAAUGAGAUUAACAGAAUCAUUGACUCAAUGGAUGCUACUUUGCUUCAGUUUUAUUUUUGAAAUGAUUAUUUUUUUCCAUUUGCGGGGCUGUCUGUUUGUUCUCGGGGAUGCUCUCUGGAGUCGGCUGCAGACUCUCUGCCAUCUUGUCUGGAUUACACACCAGUAGCAGUACACCUGCUCUUUGCCGGGAGGCUAAGCGGCUCCUGUUUUCCAUUCAUGGGAAUCGGAGGCACUGCGAAACUCUAUUGGGGAAUGAUUUCAUGACUUCUUUUUUGUUUUUGUUUUUCUUUUUGUGUAAAGAGCCAUGUUAAAUAUAGUGUCUUCUGAAUGGAGUUGUGUUUCUCUUCAAAAUUGCUACUUACAGUAACUGUAUGUUUUGGGUGAAAUCUAACGGCACAUACACUGUCAGAGGACAAUGUUUCUGGAAAAUGGGGGGGUAAAAAAAAAAGAAAACCAAGGAUGAAAAAAAAAAAUUACAAAGCUGCUUGCCAUGUAAGCGUAACCAGGAAUUUAUUUUGUAAGUCUUACAUUAUUUGUAUCUGUGGGACUGGUUUGUAAAUUACAAGGAAAGACGCAUCUACACAGGAACACACUCACACUCAUGCUGUACGACGGAGCGUCAUCAUCAAGAGACUACAAGUCAGAAUUGUCAAACAAACCGCUAUGAUUCAAUCGGUGAUCCACCUUCCCCUUGUCAGCUCUCAAUUCGUAGUAAAAGAAAUUUAACAACAUAGUUAAUUUAUUUUUCUAUGCAGGAUUAUUUAAAGAGUUAUUGGUAUUAUUUAAAAAGGAUAAUACAUACAGAGCGGAAAGGACUUGAUAGAACGAUGCAUCAGAGCUUAUUCAGGCCACCAGAAGUGACUGUUGAGUUGAUUCAAGGGUUUUUUUGUGUCUCUCGGUUUACUGAGGAACUCGACCCGCCGGAUAAAGGGUUGUGAAAUGUGAUCUGUGAUGUUUCCUUUUUAUUGUGUCGCACGAUGAGCCGAGGCCUGACCGAGUCUGUGAAGUUUCAAGCGGUUUCCUUAUUCUUAUAUCUCCCACAGUAUCAUGUAAAAGGUUUCUUAUUAACAUUAUGCAACCAAAAUAAAUGUGCAUUAAACUUGACAUGCUUCAAUGGAGUUGUUGGGGGUCGGGAAAGGAGACGUGUCAAGAGGAGAGAGGGAUGGGUUUCCAGCGAAUCGAGGCUCUAAAAUUGUUAGAUCUGAACGGAGGCGUAUCUUAAAAACACCAUGUGCAAUAUUAGUAAAAGAAAAUGCUCAGUCAUGAUGGCUUCGAAUAAUUCUGUUUAAUUUAUUUAGUUUGAGGUUAUAUUGUCAAGGCAGGUUCUAUUUCAAAAUUCUUCUUUUUUUCUCAACUCUAUCCGGUCCUUAUUUAAAAAAAAAAGAAAAAAAGUAUUGUUAAGUUAAAAUUAUGAGUGUUUAUUGACAUUACAAAUGAAUAGAAUGUAUCUUGGAAAGUAUAAUAAAUACAAUUUUCUAUCGGUCAUAAAUCUCCUGUAUAUUGGUUAAUUUUCUCUUGUAUAAUCAUGUUGAAAUCAAGGUAUUAAAAUCGGCACCUAUUUGCUA